ACCCAGAUGCCGUCAAAUUACAACUGUACCAGAUAAACUUUAUAUUUCAUAUGAGUCAAAAACAUGCGACCGUGGUCACUUCUCUCCCCACUCUACAGUCACUGCCGUCGCAGCUCCUCCUACGUAUUUGCCGCCAUCUCCACCCGGACCACCACUAUCACCACCCAUUUCCACCGCACCAUGGCCACAACAGCCUCCGAGCCUACAAGCCCAUCCAACACCCGUCUAGGUUGGAUUGGAACUGGAGUCAUGGGCAUCUCCAUGUGCUCCCACCUAAUCAACGCCGGCUACAAUCUCACCAUCUUCACCCGAACCCCCUCCAAGGCCCAACCCCUCCUCUCUCUGGGUGCCCACUGGGCCGACUCCCCCAAAACUGUCGCCUCCCAAUCCGACGUCGUCUUGUCCAUCGUCGGUUACCCAUCCGACGUCCGCCACGUUAUCCUCCACCCAUCCACAGGCGCUCUCUCCGGUUUACGCCCCGGAGGCAUCAUCGUUGACAUGACCACCUCGGAUCCCUCACUCGCCAUUGAAAUACACUCGGCAGCCACCUCUGCCGGCUGUUCCGCCGUUGACGCCCCAGUAUCCGGCGGCGAUCGUGGCGCCCGCAACGCCACGCUCUCUAUCUUCACAGGCGGGGACGGACCUAUCAUCGAAAAACUAAAACCCAUUUUCGCCCUCCUCGGAAGAGUUUAUUACAUGGGUGCUCCAGGAAAGGGGCAAUUCACGAAACUAGCAAACCAGAUAACCAUAGCUUCAACAAUGGUGGGGCUUUGUGAAGGUUUAGUAUAUGCCCACAAGGCUGGUUUGGACCUAGAGUUGUACUUGAGUGCGAUAUCUACAGGCGCGGCUGGAUCCAAGUCGUUGGAUUUGUAUGGGAGUAGGAUUUUGAAAAGGGAUUUCGAGGCCGGAUUUUUUGUGAAUCAUUUCGUGAAGGAUUUGGGGAUAUGCUUGAGGGAAUGUCAGAAUAUGAAUUUGGCAUUGCCGGGUUUGGCACUGGCUCAGCAGCUUUAUCUUUCGCUUAAGGCUUAUGGUGAGGGGGAUUUGGGCACCCAGGCGCUUGUUUUGGCGCUUGAAAGGCUCAACAACGUUUCACUCGAUUCUGCUGGUGGUGCUGCUGGUUCAGGGAAUAAAACAUGAAGAUUGAGGCAAUGAAGGAACUUGGAUUGGGUUGGAUCAGUGGGAUACUUCUUGUGUAUGGCUCUGAUUAUGUGUUCUCCUAAUUUAAAAGUGAACAGGGUUCUUGUUGUUCAGGUAGAAGUUCACAGCUUGGAAUUAGGUUAAAAGCAGGGGAAGUUCAAUGCAUGUAAGGCAACAUUUGCAGAACCCUGAGGAAUAGUGGAAGCAAAAGAAAAUUAGGCAUCCUUGUGCAUGUAAACCAUGGAUUUCUUGUUCAGGCAGUUUGUCAUGGGAGUGUUGUUUCAAUUAUUAGCAUAACUGCGGUGAAUCAUUAGUAAGAGGUUCGCAAACUUAGAAGAUUGAUUGUAGACUAUCCUACACUGAUGCUACUGACCAUGACACGAUGAAUUUCUGGUCCUACUGAAUGACUGAGCUGUGGUAAACAUGUUGCAGAAGUAACUACUUGUUCAUUAAUUUUUUGAUACCAAAAAUAAAAAGGGUUUAUGCAGCUGCAAAGCGCAUGAGUGCAAUAAGGUGUAGGAACUUUAGUGCUUGGUAUUACUUUGUGGGGUUCUACUAAAUAGUUUGUUGGGUGCCAUAAGUUGCCUCAUGUCUUCAAAUCAUGAAGCCACGACCUCUUCUAAUGUGUUAGCAGUUAAUUUGUAUGAGAUGUUAUCUCACUCGUAAAUGAUUUAUCUGUCUGGUAAAGAGAGAUAAAAUGUUAUAGACAUUAUUGUCAGGUAAGAAUGCAAUGGCCUAUGAUCUUUAUGUAAAAGCGGGAUGAAUUAGAUCGUUUUUAGACGUUUUUUGAUUGAGAAAAUAUUGAAUUUGAUGCUUUUGAAUUGUUUAACAA
Molecule: messenger RNA, 1969 nt
Organism: Coffea arabica (coffee)
Lineage: Eukaryota; Viridiplantae; Streptophyta; Magnoliopsida; Gentianales; Rubiaceae
Product: probable 3-hydroxyisobutyrate dehydrogenase-like 1, mitochondrial
Molecular function (GO): NAD binding; NADP binding
Source: RefSeq, a predicted model, not a curated record